AUGACAUUUUCUUUUACAAAAAAGGAAUGGUGGACGCUUUUUAGAUAACCUCGAAAUUGGUGAAACUAAGGAGGACUUUCGAGUAAAAAGUUAUUUAAUAGUUUCUGCAAUGGCAAGUGGGAGAGCAAGUGGCCGUCGGGCUCCAGAUACUGAGUCUUCGAUACAGCGUGUGCAGAUGGAUGGAUUGGCGGUGAUGAAGAUGGUGAAGCACAGCCACGAGGAGGCGGUCGGCAACAUGGAGGUGGCGCAGGGCGCGCUCCUGGGACUCGUGGUCGAGGGCUGCCUCGAGAUCACCAACUGCUUCCCCUUCCCCAAGCACAACGACGACACCAUGGACGAAGAGGAGUACCAGCUGGCGAUGAUGCGCCGGCUGCGACGCGUCAACGUGGACCACUUCCACGUGGGCUGGUACCAGAGCGCCGACGUGGGCAACUUCCUUAGCCUGCCCCUGCUGGAGUCCCAGUACCACUACCAGACCUCCAUCGAGGAGUCGGUGGUCGUCAUCUACGACACGCAGAAGACGGCGCGGGGGUUCCUGGCGCUGAAGGCGUACCGCCUCACGCCGCAGGCCAUCGCCAUGUACAAGGAGAGCGACUUCACGCCGGAGGCGCUGCGCACCCUCAAGGUGGGCUACGAGACGUUGUUCGCGGAGGUUCCCGUGGCGGUGCGCAACUCGCAGCUGACCGGCAUCCUGCUGAGCGAGCUGGGGGAGCUGGUGCCCGAGGAGCAGGGGGCUCGCUUCCUGGACCUGGGCACGGCGUCCGUGCUGGAGGCGCAGCUGCGCAGCCUCAUGGAGCGCGUAGACGAGCUCAACCAGGAGGCCAUCAAGUUCAACCGCCACCAGCAGCAGGUGGUGCGCCAGCAGCAGGACAAGCACCGCUACCUCAUGAAGCGGGCCCAGGAGAACGCGGCCCGCCUGGCCAAGGACGAGCCGCCGCUGCCCGAGGAGGACCCCAGCAAGCUGUUCCGCCCCAUCCCGGUGCCACACCGCCUCAACCCCAUGAUCGUGUCGGGCCAGAUCAGCGCCUACAGCCAGCACGUGUCCCAGUUCUGCUCCCAGGCGCUGGCCAAGCUGUACAUCACGCAGGCGCUGCAGGGCGCCAAGGAGGGGGCCGCCGCGCCCUGACGCCCCGUCUCUUGUUUGGUUACAUUUCAGUAACGGUGAUGUUAAAUACAGUUUCUGUUGUGGCUCAUA
Messenger RNA from Bacillus rossius redtenbacheri, 1195 nucleotides. RefSeq names its product eukaryotic translation initiation factor 3 subunit H (gene eIF3h). Lineage: Eukaryota; Metazoa; Arthropoda; Insecta; Phasmatodea; Bacillidae. The coding region runs from base 110 to 1126 and encodes 338 amino acids. Gene Ontology annotation, molecular function: metallopeptidase activity; protein binding; translation initiation factor activity. Gene Ontology annotation, cellular component: eukaryotic 43S preinitiation complex; eukaryotic translation initiation factor 3 complex; cytoplasm. The record is from RefSeq and is a predicted model, not a curated record. The transcript is spliced from 5 exons.